AUGUCACCACGUAACACCAAUAGUCUGAGAACGAAAUAUGCUCUUAUCACGGGAGCCUCAUCCGGUAUAGGGUUUGCACUAGCCAAAGAGUUUAGCAGAAAAGGUUAUAAAGUGUUUGCGUGUUCACCAAAGCAGUUUAUUCCAUUACAAGAUCCAUUGGUUGCCGAGUUUGGAGUUAUUUCGAUCCCGUGCGACAUUACCAACCUUGAAGACUUGAAGCAUGUUAAGGAUGUAGUUUUGAAGGAGACUGGCGGAUACUUGGAUAUCCUUUACAACAAUGCUGGUAUUGCCAUUGGUGGACCCGCAACUGAAAUGGAUGAGGCUCAGCUCGACAGAAUAUUCCAGGUCAAUGUGAUUGGCCAUAUAAACGCGACAAAGUACUUAUCUCCCUUUGUUAUCAAUGCCAAAGGUUCAAUUAUUUACACCAGCUCUGUGGCAGCAAGAGUGCCAUUGUCUUGGACAAGUGCUUAUAGUGCCACCAAGGCUGCCAUCGAUGCUUAUGCCAAAACACUACACGGAGAAAUGGCCCCUUUUGGUGUCAGGGUGCACAGUGUGAUUACGGGAGGCGUUGAUACUGAGAUUGCAGCUGGCGUCCCAAUAGAAACAAUUGAGGCGCUCUAUGAAGGAUCAAAGUAUAACGUUGAAGGAAUUGUGGAUUGUAUGAUUGAAACACAGGAAAUGUCACACAAUAGUAGGUACAGUCCUGCAAAGUAUGCAAAGGAGAUGGUGAGCCAAAUUGGUAGGAACCUGACGAGGUUCAAUUUGUAUGGUGGUUUUAAAGCUUAUCUACUCCACUUUAUUAGUCGCUGGUUCCCACUUUGGUUGGUUGAGUUUUUGAUUCAAAGCAACUUUAAGCAGAGACGAGUUUUGAAAAAUGUAGCAAAGAAUGUUCGUGCAAAGAAAAUCAAGUAUGACUAG
Molecule: messenger RNA, 918 nt
Organism: Lodderomyces elongisporus
Lineage: Eukaryota; Fungi; Ascomycota; Pichiomycetes; Serinales; Debaryomycetaceae
Exons: 1
Coding region: 1-918 (305 amino acids)
Biological process (GO): phosphatidic acid biosynthetic process; triglyceride catabolic process
Cellular component (GO): lipid droplet; endoplasmic reticulum
Molecular function (GO): acylglycerone-phosphate reductase (NADP+) activity; triacylglycerol lipase activity
Source: RefSeq, a predicted model, not a curated record